AUGCCAAAAGGGACGAGGGGUGACAAAGCCAUGGCCUCACUCUCUCCUCCUCUCUCCCUGCCAGGUUUGCACAUCUUCGCCAUCGCCUUCGCCUUGGAGGUGUCAGUGGGGAAAACCAACACGGUGACGGCUCUGAAUAACUCCAAUGUCCUGCUGCCCUGCGUCUUCACCACCUGCAUAGGCUUCCAGGACCUGGUCUUCACAUGGUAUUUCAACUCGACAGAGCUGAUUUACCACGGCAAGAUCAAGAGCAAAGCCACGGAGCCCAUCCGCAUCUGGAGCAACCCGCGGGUGGAGUUUGUGGGCUCCACCACCAAGAAGGAGAACAACAUCUCCAUCGUGCUGAACAGCGUGGAGUUCAGCGAUGCCGGCAAGUACACCUGCCACGUCAAGAACCCCAAGGAGAAGAACGCCCAGCACAACGCCACCAUCUUCCUCACCGUGGUCCAUAAGAUGGUGAAGACGGACAACACUGUGACGCUCAUCAUCGUGGGCGUGGUGGGGGGGCUCAUCGGCCUCCUCAUCCUCUUCAUGCUCAUCAAGAGGGUGGUCCUGUUCAUCAUCAAGAAGACGCAGGACGGGAAGAAGGAGUGUCUGGUGAGCUCGUCAGGGAACGACAACACCGAGAACGGCCUGGCCGGCUCCAAGGCGGAACAAAAAGCACCACCAAAGGCAUGA
This is a messenger RNA of Sturnus vulgaris (Common starling), 678 nucleotides long. RefSeq names its product sodium voltage-gated channel beta subunit 4 (gene SCN4B). Gene Ontology annotation, molecular function: transmembrane transporter binding; sodium channel regulator activity. Gene Ontology annotation, cellular component: plasma membrane; voltage-gated sodium channel complex. Lineage: Eukaryota; Metazoa; Chordata; Aves; Passeriformes; Sturnidae. The record is from RefSeq and is a predicted model, not a curated record. Gene Ontology annotation, biological process: regulation of ventricular cardiac muscle cell membrane repolarization; cardiac muscle cell action potential involved in contraction; regulation of sodium ion transmembrane transporter activity.